AUGAAGAACAUCAAACCCACACAGAAACCCCGACUUUGCACAGGAGAAUGCCACCGAGAAACAGUGCACCGUUUCCCUAAAAUGGCAUGCACACAUGCGUUGAUUAACGUCACGCUGUCGCCGAUUUCACGACGGCAGAGGGCUCAGGCCGCCGAGAAGGCGCACGUUGCCCGGCGACGACAGCCCGAUGGGAUCACCACCAGUUCAUUUUCGCCGUUUAGCAUGCGGGUUUCAGUGCCACAGCAAUGCCUGACUGACCCGCUACCGCACGGCACGCCACGGAUUAUCGAGCCACCGCGCUAUCCCCGGAGCGGGUGCGUAGCGGUGUUGUGUGCUUCACGGCCUCAGCUGCGGCUCCCACUUCGGGUGCCGGGGCUCUCUUUUACAUCUCCGAUCGUUGGGCGGACAUGCUCUGCGAUGGUGGCUGGCGUGUGGGUCUUCGUAUUUAUCUGA
Molecule: messenger RNA, 453 nt
Organism: Trypanosoma cruzi
Lineage: Eukaryota; Euglenozoa; Kinetoplastea; Trypanosomatida; Trypanosomatidae
Exons: 1
Coding region: 1-453 (150 amino acids)
Source: RefSeq, a predicted model, not a curated record